Molecule: messenger RNA, 2030 nt
Organism: Benincasa hispida (wax gourd)
Lineage: Eukaryota; Viridiplantae; Streptophyta; Magnoliopsida; Cucurbitales; Cucurbitaceae
Biological process (GO): nucleosome assembly; transcription by RNA polymerase I
Cellular component (GO): nucleolus
Molecular function (GO): histone binding; DNA binding
Source: RefSeq, a predicted model, not a curated record
UCCUAAACGGACUAACGAGGCCUCCGCAUAGUCGAUCCCCCGAAUUCACCACAAUAUGAAUAGGUCACGACGCCCCCUGCGCACGUUAGUAAUGACCCCUUUGCUUCUCGCCCCUUCUCCUUCCGCUCUCUAUUAUAUCUCUCUCUCCCCCCCGCUGAACCCCCUUUUUUCCGUCCGCCAUUGUAUUCCAUCUACAGAUCUCGCGCUUUCUCCUUCCCUCCCGCUGUUUUCCCUUUCUUUUUGCUCAAUUUUGAUAAGGGUUUCAUCCGAUUCCAGCCGCUCUAGAUCCUUUUCAGCAUAGAUGGAACAUUCCAUGGAAGAUUAUGAGGGGUAUGAAGAAUAUGACGAAUAUGAAGAUGAUGAUCAAAUGGAUGAAGAACAGGAGGAGGAAUAUGAAGAGGUGGAGGACCCUAAGCCUACCAAGGAAGAAAUAGAAUAUCUUGAAUUAAGGCAAAGACUAAAAGAAAAAAUUAGAAGGCAGUCGAAAAAAGACGGCAGCUCUCACUUGAAGUCCAAUGAUAGGAAGAAGCUUCCUUAUGACAAUUUUGGGUCAUUCUUUGGACCUUCUCAACCUGUCAUUUCUCAAAGAGUAAUUCAAGAAAGCAAGUCAUUAUUAGAAAACCAGCACUUGGCAUCUAGGGUUUCUGACCACGUUCAUGGUAAUAAGAAGAGCCAAGGUUCAAACAGUGUAGCCUCCAAACCUAGGGUUCCACCGAAGGUUGUAAAUGAGAAGCAAACUAAAGUUCAAAAGCUAAAGGACACCAGGGACUACUCCUUUCUAUUUUCCGAGGAUGCAAAUGUUCCUGCUCCUACAAAAGAGUCCUCAAGAAGUGUUUAUGCUCCAAGUACUGAGGCACGUUCAGCUCAGGUUCCCAUGAAAAGUAAGCAGCCUCUUGGUAAUCCUCGCCAGAAUAUUCAUGCUGGUCAUAAAGAUAAGAAAUCUGUUCCUAUCAAUGGGCAAAUGCAGUCCAAAAACAAGUCAGGAUCUUCUGGCAAUCCGAAUUUGUCUAUGAUGAAGGCUAAGAAACAAUUGGGUAAUAGCUGCAACGGAAAUGGUCCUGGUCGGCCAAUGGGAAAUAACAAUGGGAGUGGUCCUGGUCGGCCAAUUGGAAAUAGCAACAAUGGGCAUGGCCCUGGCCGGCCGAUGGGUAAUAGCAGCAACGUGAAUGGUCCUGGCCGGCCACUAGGUAAUAGCAACAAUGGAAAUGGUCCUGGUCGGCCAAUGGUGGCACCAAAAGCCUCAUCUGCUGUCAUGCAGAAGAAGCCUUCUCUACCAGGUACAAAGAAUUCUGCACCUGGUGUGCACAAGCCAUUGCCGUCAAAAAAGCUAGAAGAUAAGAGGAAUGACAUGCGCCCACCUGCUAAGGCCAAAGUAGCACCGAGUCGGCCAGUAUCAUCUUCAAGACCUCAGAUUAGUAAGGCACCGACACAAAGACAAGUUCCAUCACGUCUGGCUGUGAAUGAUCAGCGACCGAAGAAGAGGCCUGCAAGACGAUACUCUGAUGAGGAGGAUGAUGCAGAGGGUGAUGAAGCGAUUAGUCUAAUUAGAAAAAUGUUCGGAUAUAAUCCUGCAAAAUUUUCCCGUGAUGAUGAUGAUAGCGAUAUGGAGGCCAAUUUCGACGAUAUUGUGAUGGAGGAGAAAAGAAGUGCAAAAAUAGCAAGGAAGGAGGAUGAAGAGCAACUUCGUCUGAUCCAGGAAGAAGAAGAACGGGAGAGGCGUGCGAGAAUAAAAAGGCUUAAAAGAGCGAAGGGCAGCAGUUAGUGAUAUAUUCUUUUGGGAAAGGUUUAUAUGGGUACUAGAUUUAAUAUUUGUUAAUUUGAUGAAAUCAUCGAAGAAGUCCCCGCUUCGCCUCAAAUCACAGUUUGUUGUAAUUUCAUUUUCUUUAGUGCAAAAAGCUGUUGCUUAAAUUAUGGGGAUUUCCUUUUUGUAGAUUGCAAAAUUUAAUUUUUAACUUCCCAACAACAUUGAAGUCACCCUGUAUUUACCCGAUGGCUCCUAUGGCGAUCCAAUUCACAUUCCAUUUCAAUAA